Messenger RNA from Anopheles coluzzii, 1241 nucleotides. RefSeq names its product mitochondrial import inner membrane translocase subunit TIM44. Gene Ontology annotation, biological process: protein import into mitochondrial matrix. Bases 1 to 1215 code for a protein of 404 amino acids. NCBI's taxonomy places the organism in Eukaryota, Metazoa, Arthropoda, Insecta, Diptera, Culicidae. Gene Ontology annotation, cellular component: mitochondrial inner membrane. The record is from RefSeq and is a predicted model, not a curated record. The transcript has 2 exons. Gene Ontology annotation, molecular function: protein-folding chaperone binding.
AUGCAACAUAUAUGUGCAACCUGCCACCCAAGCACCCCAGCACGAUGUUACUCAACCCGGCGUCCCGGCUUUUUCGCUCAGUUCUUCAAAAACGUCCAACUAGAGAUCGGAAAGAGCAAAGAGGUGAAAGAGAAUGUGCAAAAGUUUCGCGAAGAAGCGCAAAAGCUCGAACAAUCGGAAGCCCUGCAGGCAGCAAGGCAAAAGUUCAACACGGUCGAAUCACAGGCAAGCAAAGGCGGCCAAGUGCUGAAACAGAAUGUUGCUAAAAUACAAAACCGCAUGGCAAAGGCGUUAAAGGACGCGUCCGACACGGAGCUGGGCAAGCGGCUAAGCGAAACGAUAACACAGAAGGGUCAAGCGAUCGGUCAGUCUGGAGCGCUGCGAGGCUUCAGUGCAACGGCAAGAGCCGUACAGCAGGAGCUGGACAGCCAGAGCGUCGAUACGCGAGUAUAUCGCAGUCCGGCUAAGCUACAAAAGCGCUUAGAACUAGCAAACGGUACCGAUGACACCUCAUGCACGACGGUGCAACCGAACGCAGCCGCAACGGCCGUGGAGCUGCACAAGGACAGCAAAUUCUACCAGUCGUGGGAAAGCUUCAAAACCAACAACCAGCACUGGAACCGGCUGCUCGCGCUGAAGAUACAGUACGACGAGUCGGAAAACGUGGCGAUUCGCACGUCCCGCGCACUGACCGAUAAGGUGAGUCAGGUGAUGGGCAACCUUUUCUCCAAAACCGAACUGUCGGCAGCGCUGACCGAGGUGUGCCGGAUCGAUCCGAGCUUCGAAGCGAAACAGUUUCUGCAGUUUUGCGAGCGCCAUAUCAUACCGAACGUGCUGGAGUCGAUAUUGCGCGGCGAACUAGAUGUCCUGCGAGAUUGGUGUUUUGAAAGUGCGUACAGCGUGAUCGCGACACCGAUCGUGCAGACACUGGAGGCGGGCUGUAGGUUUGAGUCGAAGCUACUGGACAUCGAAAACGUAGAGCUUGCUAUGGGACAGGUGAUGGAGCAGGGCCCGGUACUGAUCGUGACGUUUCAGGCGCAGCAGAUCGUGUGCGUGCGGGACGGUACGGGGGCGGCGGUGAUCGAGGGCGAUCCGGAGAAGGUUUUUCGCUGUCACCAUGCGUGGGUGCUGUGUCGCGAUCCGAGUGAGUUGAACCCGCAAGCGGCCUGGCGCAUCCUGCAGCUGUCGAUGAAUUGUAGGGAACAGUUUGUGUGAGGAUUGUACAAGUUUUGCACCACUUU